Hordeum vulgare subsp. vulgare (domesticated barley) is the source of this 1523-nucleotide messenger RNA. RefSeq names its product plasmodesmata-located protein 8-like. The record is from RefSeq and is a predicted model, not a curated record. The transcript has 3 exons. Lineage: Eukaryota; Viridiplantae; Streptophyta; Magnoliopsida; Poales; Poaceae. Bases 350 to 1204 code for a protein of 284 amino acids. Gene Ontology annotation, cellular component: plasmodesma.
CGACAAAAAUUAUGAAAUGGGCAGAUUAAGUGUUAAGGGGAAAAAAUGACAGCAAAGUAAUCUCUCCAGAAAUGUAAAAGCGUGGGAGUAUUGCUGAAAACCCACCACGCCCUCUUGUUCAUGAGCUCGACUUUCGUCCUCGACGGCGUACAAGAAUCUUUGAUACGAGCAUCACCGCGCCCACCAUCGCGGCCGGAUAUAUUGUUGUGCCUCGAACGUAUAUGCAUCUGUUGCCCAACAAUCACAAGGCCAUCCACGGACACGCGCGCCCAGCAGCGAAUCGGACCAAAAUCCAAAUCUAGCUCGUGCGCAUGCUCUCCCCGUAGCUGUCCAGGCCACUGCAUCACCCAUGCCUCAGCUCGUCACCCUCCUCGCCAUCACGCUACUCCUCCACCUCCACGCCGCACCGACGGCCGUGGCGCAGGCGCAUGCCGCGACGGGCGCGUUCAUCUACGCCGGGUGCUCGCCGUCCAAGUACGAGCGCAACGCCGCCUUCCAGAGCAACCUCGACUCCCUCCUCACCUCCAUCGCCUCCACCGCGUCCUCCGGCGCAGCCUACAACAGCUUCACCGCCGGCGGCGUCGUCGGCCAACCGGAGGCGGCCCGGACGGCCGCGUACGGCCUGUACCAGUGCCGCGGCGACCUGAGCCGCGGCCAGUGCGUGGCGUGCGUGCGGGAGACGGUGGCGCGCCUGGGCGCCGUGUGCGCCAACUCGUACGCCGCGUCGCUGCAGGUGGACGGCUGCUACGUGCGGUACGACGCGAGCGACUUCGUCGGCCGGGCCGACAACACCGUCGCGUACCGCAAGUGCAGCUCCAGCAGCAGCGAGGACGCCGGGUUCCUCAAGAGCCGCGACGCCGUGCUCAGGGAGCUGCAGGCGCAGGCCGCCACGGGGUACAAGCUGACCGCCUCCGGCACGGUGCAGGGGGUGGCGCAGUGCCUCGGCGACAUCGCGGCGCCGGACUGCGCCGCCUGCCUGGCGCAGGCGGUGGUGCAGCUCAAGGGCACGUGCGGCUCCGCGCUGGCCGCCGACGUCUACCUGGAGCAGUGCUACGUCAAGUACUGGCAAAACGGACACGACUUCCGCUCUUCACAGGAUUAUUCUGGAGACGAAUUUGGGAGGACCGUGGCUAUAAUAAUCGGCAUCUUGGCUGGGCUAGCACUCCUGGUGGUGUUCAUCUCUUUCCUCACCAAAGCAUGCUAGAAAUGGAAAGCUUCUGCCCAAACGGCCUCGGCUAUCUCCAGUAGCGCAUUAGAGAGUAGAGGACAUGAGCACAAGGCAUCAGAGGUCCAAGGAAAAAACGAGAAAAGGUGGUGAUUCUGGCUGCACAGUCGCACUUGCAUGACUUCCCUGAUCUUCAAGUAGUCUUAGAAGCACUGUAGUUAUGUGUUGCCUCGGUUUUUUCUACUACUCCUAGUAUUAUAUUAUUACCAGAGAAGAAGCUGGCCUGAAUGAUGAAGACAAGAAAUAAAGGUCUGCUCAUGAAAGCACCACUUGGUUGCAUAGCACUGCAAGGGCAUUC